Molecule: messenger RNA, 630 nt
Organism: Impatiens glandulifera
Lineage: Eukaryota; Viridiplantae; Streptophyta; Magnoliopsida; Ericales; Balsaminaceae
Product: secreted RxLR effector protein 161-like
Exons: 2
Coding region: 1-630 (209 amino acids)
Source: RefSeq, a predicted model, not a curated record
AUGUCUGAUGCUAAAUCUGUGAAUGUGGCUCCUGCUUCCCACUUUGUGUUAAGUAAGGAUCAAUAUCCUAAGACUGAAACUGAAAUAACUGAAAUGAAGAAUGUGCCUCAUUCCAAUGCUAUAAGGUCUGUUAUGUAUCUCAUGAUUAGCACUAGGCCUGAUAUUGCAUAUACAGAUAGUUUCUUGAGUAGAUUUAUGUCUAACUUUAGUAUGCCUCAUUGGAAUGCUUUGAAAUGGCUUUUGAGAUAUCUAAAAACCACUAUUGAUGUUGGCUUGACUUUCUCUAAGUUUUCUCUAGGUACUAGGUUGGUUGGUUAUGUGGAUUCCAAUUAUGCUAAUGAUAGGAAUAAUAGAAAGUCUACUACUUCCUAUGUGUUUAUUUUGUGUGGCUCUUGCAUAAGUUGGAAGUCUCAACUUCAACCCAUUGUUGCUUUAUCUACUACAAAAUCUGAGUAUGUAGCUGCCACUGAAGCUUUUAAGGAAACAAUUUGGCUUAGAGUUGUUUUGUCUAAAAUUGAUUUUCUUGACAAAAAUAUGUUUGAUCCUUGUGAUUUUCGCAUGCUUUAUGCUCUUGCGGUUGAUCUUUGUGAUUUUUCGCAUGCUUUGUGCUCUUUCCCCUGGUCUUUGUGA